AUGGCAAGAUUUAGAGAAGUGCUGGAAGGGGGAGGUUUGUUUGAUCUAGGUUGGAGAGGGGAUAAAUUCACAUGGAACAAUAAGCAUGAGGAUGAGACCUUUACGAAAGAAAGGUUGGACAGAGCAGUGAUGAAUUCAGCUUGGAAAGAAAUUUUCAAGGAAGGGUGGGUGGAAAUUCUAGUAGAUAGAAGCUCUGAUUACAAACUUAUUAUGCUUACUUUGAACCAGCCAGCAAGUCAAGAAUGGAAGGUUAAAAGGAUGUUUACGUAUGAAGCAAAAUGGGCUCUCGAGGAGGAGUGUAAGGAGGUGAUCAAGAGGGUAUGGCUCAGGGGUCAAGCAGAUGAUGAGUCUGCUCAAAGUAUGAACUGUCUGCUGGAAAAUGUUAAGGAAGCUUUACUGCGAUGGAGUAAAAAGCUAGGUGGGGAUAAGGGGAAGUCUAUCAGAGAAAAAACAGAAAAACUGCUACUAUUAUAA
This is a messenger RNA of Juglans microcarpa x Juglans regia, 474 nucleotides long. RefSeq lists its product as uncharacterized. NCBI's taxonomy places the organism in Eukaryota, Viridiplantae, Streptophyta, Magnoliopsida, Fagales, Juglandaceae. The record is from RefSeq and is a predicted model, not a curated record. The transcript has a single exon. Bases 1 to 474 code for a protein of 157 amino acids.